Paramecium sonneborni is the source of this 1248-nucleotide messenger RNA. The record is from the annotation of a GenBank genome assembly. NCBI's taxonomy places the organism in Eukaryota, Ciliophora, Oligohymenophorea, Peniculida, Parameciidae.
AUGGACAAUCAAUCAGAAAUUAACUUUGAUGAUAUUUAAGAUCAAGAGGAAUUGUUAAAUUAAUAAAAUGAAACUAAACAAUUAGAAUAGAAAAAAAACUUAGAAAAUCAAGAGAAUAAAUAAGAUUAAUAAAAAGAAAAUUAAAAGAAUUAAAUGAAUAAUGAAGAAUAUGAAUAAUAUAGUGAAUAAGAUGAUUAGGAAUUUAACAAUUACAAUAAAAAUAAUAAUAAAAAAAAAAAUAAUGGGAAUUUUGAUGAUGAUGAUGAAGAAGAAAUUGAUAAUAUCUAUACAAAAAAAAAUGAAAAUAUAGAGAAAUAAUAACAUAAAAUUGAAGAAGAAAAUUAAUAAUCUAAAAAUGAGAAUUUAGAACAUUAAACUCCUCUUAAGGAAUAGGAUUAAGAUUAAAAUGAAAUUUAACAUAAUAAAUCUAUAAAUUAAAGUAAUAAAAGUUAACCUAAAUAAGAGUCAAACUCAUAAAAAUAAUUAGAUAAUAAUUCAUAAGAACAUUAAUAAAACUCUGAAAUUAAAAGUGAAUAAGAUUUAAAUUAAUAUAAUGAAGAAGUUACAUCUUAAAAAGGAGAAAAAAGCUAAAUUAAUAAUCAAGAAGAAGAAAAUUAAUCUAUUUAAAAUGAAAACUAAAAAGAAGAUUAAAAUCAAUAAGAAACUGAUAAAUAAGUUGUUGAAAAAAAGGAAAAAAAACACAAAAAAUCUAAAUCAGAAAUUGAAAAGGAAAAAUUAGAAAAAGAAAAAUAAAAAAAAGAAGAUCUCAAAAAAUAAUUGGAAUCUGAUCUUAAAGAAUUUGAGUAAUAUAUUAAAACCUAAAAAAUUGAAGAAGAAUAAAAAAAAAAAGAGGAUAAAAGAAAAUUAUAAGAGUUUUAUGAAUUUUAAAGAAAAUUAAAUUUGAAUUCUUUAUAAACAAUAAAUAAAGUUUAAAUAUUAUAGCCUAACUUACCUUUAGUGAAGGCUAAUUAUAGAAAAAGAGUUUAAAUAAGUGAAGACAUAUAAAUGAAUAAGAAAGCAUAAGAAUUAGUGUAAAAAUAUAAUGCAGAUAGAUAUGGAUCAUUAGAAUAAAAUUAAUUAAGCUUAAUAAAAUCAAUUAAUGAAAAAAGUGCUCUAUUUUAAACAAAAAAUUUAAAUUCGAUUAAAGAAGUAGAGAAAUUAGAAACAAUUUAAAUUAAAAAUACACAAGAAUCUAUUAGAAUAAAUAGUGUAUAAUCAAAAGGAAAUUUAAAAAAUAAAAAGAAAUGA